CUCCGCCUUUUAAAAGACUGGCCGACUCCACAGCCAUUCCCCUCCGUCUCUUUCCAGCACUGUCCUUCCCUUACCGGCGGCUUAAACCCUAGUUCCCAUUCCCCGUCGCCGCCUCAGCGCCGCCGCCGAUGGAGUUCUGGGGUCUUGAGGUCAAGCCUGGAUCCACUGUUAAGUGUGAGCCUGGACAUGGCUUUAUCCUGCACCUUUCGCAGGCUGCUCUCGGGGAAUCAAAGAAAAGUGACAAUGCCUUGAUGUACGUCAAAGUCGACGAUCAGAAGCUUGCCAUUGGAACCCUCUCUAUUGACAAGUUUCCGCAAGUACAAUUCGAUUUGGUUUUCGAUAAAGAGUUUGAGCUGUCGCACACAUCAAAAACUACCAGUGUGUUCUUCUCUGGUUACAAGGUUGAGCAGCCAAUGGAGGAAGACGAAAUGGAUCUUGAUUCUGAAGAUGAGGAGGAGCUGGACGUUCCUGUAAUCAAGGAAAAUGGCAAAGCUGAUGGGAAGGAGCAGAAAAGUCAAGAGAAGGCAGUUGCCGCAGCUUCAAAAUCAAGUCUUGUUUCUAAGAAAAGCAAGGAUGAUGAUGAUUCUGAUGAGGAUGAGACUGAUGAUUCUGAUUCUGAUGAUACCGAUGAUUCUGAUGAGGGUGAGGGAUUAUCUCCUGAAGAAGGCGAUGACGAUGAUUCAAGUGAUGAGGAUGAUACAAGUGACGAUGAGGAGGAAGAAACUCCAACUCCUAAGAAGAAGCCAGAGGCAGGCAAGAAGAGACCUGCUGAAAAUUCCCUGACUCCUCUUUCUGAUAAGAAAGCUAAGGUUGCCACACCGUCAGCCCAGAAGACAGGUGGCAAGAAGGGCGCCGUCCAUGUGGCAACUCCACACCCAGCAAAAGGCAAGACCCCUGCAAACAAUGAUAAAUCAAAGGAGAAGUCUCCAAAAUCUGGUGGCUCGGUCCCUUGCAAAUCUUGCACCAAGACUUUCAACAGUGAGAUGGCACUUCAGGCUCACUCGAAGGCGAAGCAUGGUGCCAAGUGAGUCGCAGGUACAACUGAGUCUUCGAAGGCGAAGCAUGGGAGGUUUAAGUGAGUCUGGAAAAAAUGUCGGUGGAAGUAGGCCUGGCCUUGUUUUGUUUAGAGACUAGUGGCUAUGUGAUUGUGGUAGAUGCAGCAAAACAAGGCUGUGGUGUGUGAACUUUAAUAUUCUGGGUUGCCCAGCUGGUAGUAUUUGGAUUUGUGUUGUGCUGCGAAUUGAUCGUUUUUUCGCCUUGGUGAUAUAGUAGCAUGGUCCUUUGUCGCAUUGGCUCA
This is a messenger RNA of Sorghum bicolor (sorghum), 1297 nucleotides long. Its product is annotated as histone deacetylase HDT2. The record is from RefSeq and is a predicted model, not a curated record. The transcript is spliced from 9 exons. Bases 129 to 1028 code for a protein of 299 amino acids. NCBI's taxonomy places the organism in Eukaryota, Viridiplantae, Streptophyta, Magnoliopsida, Poales, Poaceae.